AUGGCUGUAGCCGACGAAGAUGUCCUGGCGACGGUCACCGCGUCAACCACUAGCCAACCCAGAAGCCGAGUCGUCCCCACACUGGCGGACUCGUCUGCAGACCCGCCGCCACGCGUACGGAGCCUCAAGGGCUUGGGCCACCAACAGUCGUUCUUGGGUGGUACGACAUCUUCCGUACACGGAGGUUUAAUGGGUCAGGGUGUGCAAGUCAGCAGCGGCAGUACAUCCUCCUCGCGGCUAUGGGGGCCCGGGGGGAGCAGUGGAAUGGGCAAGGCGUCGUACAAGGGCAUCGAUGAGGACCGAUCGACCGGCAAAGGGCUGCUUCUGAGUUUUAUUUCCCGCGGCGGCUCAGCAGAUCUGUUCCGUUCCGAUCCGCCGAGCGUACAGCGCCGUAACAGCGCCAGCACCAGCGCCAGCACCAGCGCCAGGCGGAAGCCGUCCGCAACUGCCGCUGGCACCACCGACAAUGAGGGCGACGACGACGACGACCCCGGCGGUGACGGCUCUUCCAAAGGCCGCAUCCUUUCGGGAUCCGUACACGGCAGCAUGAAGUCGUCACUCUUAGCGCAAUUGAAGACGGCCCAGCCCAAGAGUGGCAUUUUGGGCUCAGCCACCGGCGACACCAUUCUGCCGCCGACACCGGCGGGACUGGCUGCCGUACCACUGCCUCGCGACAGCAGUGUCGCCAGCUCCGUGGACAUAUCCCUGGAGUGCCAGCAGGCUCUUUUUUAUGGGAGGAAGAAUAGCGGCAGCGCCUGGACGGACGCCACCGCCGCCGCUGCCGUCGGUGCAAGCGGCAGCGGCGGCGGCGGCGGCGGCGGCGGGUUCCUUCGAAUGUCCCAAGGCAGCAGUCACCACGGCGGAGGGGGCAGCUCGCAGGCCAACUGGGCAGCCGCUGGCAGCGGCAAUGCACCUUCUCGCUUGGCGAACAGCAGUACGGCCAUGGCGGCGCUGGGUGGCGAAUCUGACGACGCCGCCGCCGCUGCCGCAUUUCCUACCCGCAUCAUCAGUGUCCGUGCCACCAUGGGUGACGGCGGCGGCGGCGGCGGCUCUCGGCGUUCAGACGUGUCAUCAUCUGGCUGGAUGUCUGGGCCGUCGGUUCUGUACGCGCGUGAACACAGUGCCGUACCCUUAGAGGCUAGCCAGUCUAACCGCGACUUUGGCGGCAGCGGCGGCGGCGGCGGCGACCUUACGCGCGCGACCUCCGGCUGCAUUGCGCAUCAGCAGUCUCAACCCCGCCGACAGCUGUCUGAGAUUUCCAAGUCGUACAUUACACCAGUUACUUCGCCGCCGCCGCAGCCGCAGCCGCCGGCCGGCGCAGAAGGUAGCUUCCACUCAGCUAGGCCGAACGGCGCCACAUUGGGUGAACCGGCACCGAUAUCGGCGGCCGCGGCGGCGCCGGCGCUCCCCGUCGCCACGCGCAGCGCUAGCAGCCUGCUACCAUACCCCGGGCAGCAGCCGCCAGCGGUCUCUGUACGGAAUGUCGCGGGUACGACGACCUUUUCCACGGGUGGCGGCGGAGCUCCUGUCGUACCAAGGCGCGAGGCGCCACCCGCUGAUGGUUGGACGAGCGGACAGCAAAUUUCCCUGCCAGGCAGCCUGCAGGCCCAGGACGCAGGAGCCGCUGACGGCAGCGGCCGCGGCGGCUAUAGCGGCAGCGGCGCUGCAACGCCGCCGUCAGUGGUGACGGCGGCGGCGUCACUCCUGGGCAGUCGUCAUCGCCUCUCCGUCGACCGCAGCGGCGGCAGCGCCAGCGGCACUGGCGCCGCUGCGUCCGCCGCCGCCGCCGCCGCGUCCGCCCUGGAGCGGCUCCGCAGCGGCGGCGGCGGCGGCGGCACGGCCCAAUCCGAGCCGCUGGCUAAGGUUCAGCAGCUAAAAUUGAAUGGCAGCAUGAACAGGAUGUACGACGCUGGUACGUCAUCCAGGGACCUCUUCCGGGAGGGCUCCGUGCCCCAGCAGCAGCAGCAGCAGCAGCUCGCGGGUACCGUCGGCAGCCCGAGCUCUUGGUUCUCGAGACUGCAUCCAGGCGGCUGA
Molecule: messenger RNA, 2034 nt
Organism: Volvox carteri f. nagariensis
Lineage: Eukaryota; Viridiplantae; Chlorophyta; Chlorophyceae; Chlamydomonadales; Volvocaceae
Exons: 7
Coding region: 1-2034 (677 amino acids)
Source: RefSeq, a predicted model, not a curated record